This is a messenger RNA of Lithohypha guttulata, 1272 nucleotides long. RefSeq lists its product as uncharacterized. NCBI's taxonomy places the organism in Eukaryota, Fungi, Ascomycota, Eurotiomycetes, Chaetothyriales, Trichomeriaceae. The transcript has 2 exons. Bases 1 to 1272 code for a protein of 423 amino acids. The record is from RefSeq and is a predicted model, not a curated record.
AUGGCGAGUGAAGAUCAGAAAAUGUUUGCAUAUGUGUCUCGUCCAUCCGCUCGGGAUAGGAGUUCAAACUGUACACAUUCACGACUUACACGUCUUUUCGAAGGGUCUGACCACGAAAAGUGCUCAAUUUGUCAGAGAACACCAAUCUUUGGAUGGCUCUACCGAUGCACACAAGACUCUGGUGGCUUCCUGCCAGCUUCCGACUUUGCUGAUGCUCGCGAUCACCAGCAGGUCGAAUUCGAUGCACAGCUGUACAUGCUCAGCCCUUCCAUUAUGCAAGCUGCACACGAGGGACAUUACACCGACCAAGAACUCAACAUUCUCUGGAAGCAGAAGAUUGGGGUUCGUAAAACCAUUCAGCAGUUACGGCCUACGACUUCCUCCACCGCCUCUUCAGUCAGCAGCAUCUGUGAUACCGAGACCGAGACAGAGGCUAGUCAAUUGUCUGAGUUGACAUCACUGUGUCGUGGUGCCCUUGAACCUAUACCUGAAGUGCACGACGAGCUGGAAAAGGAAGAACAAAUGUUGCGUCUGGUCAUGCCCUCACUUCCGCCUCCUUGUCAAUUGAAAGUCUGUCAUAGUUGUCGACCAGUCUACCGAGAACGUGCUUGGCUCUCCUUAAACCAGGUCGUGACUUCGACCUGCGAAUAUCCACCUGAGCACGAAAUCAAUAACAGAAGGGUAUCUGAUGUACGUAUCGUGAAGAACUUGGGUUUCUGCAGCAAAAAUUCUCAACACAGCGCGGAAGAUACGGGAAGAGAUGGCAGGACAAAUUUCCAAGCAACUGUUCAACGACUCCUGAGGGAUCACGAUAUUGAGCCAGACGAACCAAAGGUCCAACCUCUAAAGCUUCGUCAUUCAGAAACCUGCUACGAUCUCACUACACUCACUUCUGCAAAUUCUGACAAUCUGCCUUUACCGACGAGCCAUCCGAGUGGUCAAGCCUCCCUUCAAGAACGACGGCGACUCGAUGACCAUGGUUCGACGGACACGAACAAUACGACCCGUCGUCGCCGAGGCGUCGAACAACAAUGUGUGCUUCCACCAGCCCAGCAACCAAAUACUAGCAGCGAGUCCUAUGAAGGUCCACCUGCCAACGAUAGCAGUUCCACCUCUUCAGGUGGUCUCACUCUGAAAAUUGAUACACACGAGGCAAAUGCGGCAUACAAGGAUAACACUCCCCUUCAGAAGACACCGACAGAGUCACUAAAGGACUCUCUGAAACGAUUUGGGAUGAUGGGCAAGUUGGCAGCGCGGUUUCCCAUCGACUGA